CAAUCCAUAGCCUGAAGAAAGCCCAAUAAUUUCGUGCAGACCCUGCUUACUGAAGCGAUGAUGGUGUUCUUCCUGUGUUGAAGGAAACGUCGAAACCUUAAAGCGAACCAUGCCAGAAGGAGAACCCACCAAUGGUUACUGCAGCAGCAGCAGCGGCGAAGAAGACGGUGACGCCGCUUGGAGAGCAGCCAUCGAUUCCAUUGCUCAAACCACCACCUAUGUCUCUUCCACCACCAAACACACUCACCCUAAUCAUGAUGAUGAUGAUGAUUACGAUGGCCACAAACCCAAAACACGACAACUUAAGCACUACCAACUCAAGGCACAAAACCUUCUGAAUGAAAUAUUGGAAAAUUCAAUAGAGAUAGUGAGAAAACCUGUCCCUGUCGUGGAUGAGGAUCCCGAGAGCAAUGAAUGCGGCAUUCGCUUGUUUAAACAUGCUCAGCCAGGAAUAGUGUUUGAUCACGUAGAUGAACCUCAACCACCAAGGAAACGGCCUAGAAUACUUCCUGGAGGGGAUAUUGAUGAGAAAUCAAAGAAGCAGUUUAGAAAACAGAUUAGAUCUGUUGCUGUUAAUGGUAUAGAAAUAAUAGCUGCAGCAAACGAUGCAUACAAGAAGUCAUUAGCUAGACUAGAAGCUAAAGAUGCAGCAGCAAAAGCUAAAGCCAAGAGAGAAGAUGAAAGAGUUGAAAAUUUGAAAAAGAUUAGGGGAGAAAGGUGGCUACCUUCCAUGGCCCAGGAGAUGCAGGUUAAAAUUCGACACUGAUUUUUGUCUUUCAUUCUCUUAACUUCAAUUCUAGUUUUAUGUGUAACUAGAUGAUUGAUUAGCUUUGUUGAUUUGGUAGUGGAGCUGGUUGUACCCUAAAAAAUAUAGUUAUGGGAUUAUAGUUUAGUUGUGAAAAGCUUUUUUUUUUUUUUUUCACUAUUCUGUUACAACACUCUUCACAAGUUCACAUAUUGAAAUUUCCGAAAAUGUAAAUCAGUUGCUAUGUAUGAGGACCAAGGCUCUUUGUUUUGGGUCUUCCAACCAA
Molecule: messenger RNA, 1031 nt
Organism: Glycine soja
Lineage: Eukaryota; Viridiplantae; Streptophyta; Magnoliopsida; Fabales; Fabaceae
Exons: 4
Coding region: 110-766 (218 amino acids)
Source: RefSeq, a predicted model, not a curated record